Cercospora beticola is the source of this 888-nucleotide messenger RNA. RefSeq names its product carbon-nitrogen hydrolase family protein. Lineage: Eukaryota; Fungi; Ascomycota; Dothideomycetes; Mycosphaerellales; Mycosphaerellaceae. Gene Ontology annotation, molecular function: hydrolase activity, acting on carbon-nitrogen (but not peptide) bonds, in linear amides. The record is from RefSeq and is a predicted model, not a curated record.
CACGCAUCAAGGACUCAAACACAUACCACACACUCCACCUCAUCCACCAUGGCUCGUAUAUGCGUAGGUCAGAUCACAUCUACGGGAAACAUGGCGGAAAAUCUGGCGCAGUGUCGCAAGGUCUUGCAAAAAGCCUUCGAAGCCGGAGCAAAGGCUCUGUUUCUACCAGAAGCAAGUGAUUACAUCGGGACAUCAUCUUCAAAUUCGCUCGAGCUAUGCCAAUCCGUGGAUCGAUCGCCUUUCGUCUUGGGACUUCAAGCAGACGCCAAGAAGUAUCGCCUGCCGAUUUCAGUGGGAAUUCACGAGCCAAGCGGCGACCUGGCACGGCAAGGACGCAUCAAGAAUACUCUAAUCUGGAUCGAUGAACAAGGUCAGAUUGCUCAGCGCUAUCAGAAACUUCAUCUCUUCGAUCUUGACAUCAAAGAUGGGCCUUCUAUGAAAGAAAGUGACACGGUCGAGCCUGGCAAGGUGUUGCCGAAACCUUUUGACUCUCCUGUAGGCAGGAUUGGUGCUAUGAUCUGCUUUGAUCUUCGCUUUCCUGAACUUGCGCUGGCUCUGAAGCGUCAGCAUGCUGAUAUUCUGCUGUAUCCGUCCGCCUUCACCAUUCCAACCGGCCAUGCUCAUUGGAUGCCAUUGCUUCGCGCCCGUGCGAUCGAAACCCAGUGUUAUGUGGUGGCCGCUGCUCAGGUUGGAUCGCACAACGAAAAACGUGCAAGCUACGGCCACAGCGUAGUCAUCGAUCCUUGGGGCAAAGUUAUUGCAGAGUGCAGUGGUGAGAAGCAAGAAGAACCUGAAGUGAUAUUCGCAGACAUAGAUUUGAAUAGGGUGCAGGAAAUACGGACUCAGAUGCCGCUACUGAGAAGAACAGACAUAUAUUCAGAGGUCUAA